AUGAGUCACAAUACUUCUGCGAACGGUGACGGGCAUCAUAUCCCUAUCCCCAUCACAAACCAAGACCUCUUUGAUACCCGCGGCCUCGUUGCAGGUUCAUGGAAAACCCCGCCGGGUGGCAAAUCUUUCCCCGUUUACGAACCGUCAUCUGGCAAAGUACUUAGACAAUGCUCUGACUUCGGACAUCAAGACUUCAUCAAUGCUAUCGACGUGGCAGAUAAAGGAUACCGACAAUUUUGGUCGUCGACAACAGCCAAGGAGAGGGGAAGUCUCCUGAGGGCAUGGUACGAGCAGAUUCUUGAGAAUGCCGACGAUUUGGCUGUCAUUCUAUCGCUGGAAAAUGGCAAGACCCUGGCUGAAGCGCAAGGGGAAGUCAAGAUGGCGGCUUCAUACGUCUCCUGGUUUGCUGAAGAAGCAACGCGGUCCUAUGGCGAGACGAUUCCUUCGUCUUUCCACGACACAACAGUGCUCACAUUCAAGGAGCCUGUAGGGGUCUGCGGUAUUAUAACGCCGUGGAACUUUCCAGCUGCUAUGAUCACCAGGAAGAUCGCGCCUGCGUUCGCCGCUGGAUGCUCUGUUGUGAUAAAGCCCCCAAGCGAGACACCGUUUAGCGCCAUCUCGCUGGCAAAACUGGCCAUCAAAGCUGGCAUCCCAGAGUCUAUUAUUCACGUGGUCCCCACGAAGGAUCGACAGGCAUCUCUUGAGUUGGCAACGAACCCCAAGGUUAAGAAGCUGAGCUUUACCGGGUCUACAGGAGUAGGCAAGAUGCUUACAAAGCUGGCGGCGGGAACUAUGAAGAAAGUGAGCAUGGAGCUAGGUGGAAACGCGCCUUUGAUCGUGUUUGAGGACGCAAAUUUGGAUUGUGCAGUACAAGGGACUUUGACUGCCAAGUUCAGAUGCGCCGGCCAAACAUGCGUGUGUGCCAAUCGGAUAUACGUGCAAAGCUCGGUUAUGGAAACAUUUACAGCCAAACUCGUGGAGCGAGUGAGUAACCUUGCUCUUGGCAAGGGCAUUGAGCAAGGCACGACCCUGGGGCCUCUCGUCAACGCCGCAGCCGUGAACAAAGUCGCACACCAGGUUGAGGAUGCAGUUUCGAAGGGGGCGGUUGUCAGAGCGGGAGGCAAACCACCAGGUACAGACGGCUUCUUCUUCGAGCCAACUGUCAUCACGGGUGUUACUAGGGAGAUGGAGGUUGCAACCGAUGAGACUUUCGGACCCCUUGCGGCGAUAUUCUCGUUUGAGACUGAAGAGGAAGUUAUAGCUUUGGCCAACGACACGGACUUUGGUUUGGCGGGGUACUUUUUCUCCAAGGAUAUUGGGCGCGUCAUGAGGGUGGCUCGUCAACUUGAGUGUGGCAUGGUCGGCGUUAAUACGGGCAUCAUGACAGCGUGCGAGUCACCGUUCGGUGGCAUCAAGGAGAGCGGUGUUGGUAUUGAGGGUUCCAAGUAUGGUUUGGCCGAAUAUCAGAAUGUCAAGGGUGUCACGAUUGGGAAUCUUAACGACUAG
Fusarium vanettenii 77-13-4 is the source of this 1506-nucleotide messenger RNA. RefSeq lists its product as uncharacterized. The coding region runs from base 1 to 1506 and encodes 501 amino acids. Gene Ontology annotation, molecular function: succinate-semialdehyde dehydrogenase (NAD+) activity. The transcript has 3 exons. The record is from RefSeq and is a predicted model, not a curated record. NCBI's taxonomy places the organism in Eukaryota, Fungi, Ascomycota, Sordariomycetes, Hypocreales, Nectriaceae.